AUCCUGGUUAUUCUAUCGACACUAACUCUCUGGGUCAAAGUCUCCACAGACGAGAGGAGGCAGUUAAUGUCACCAAGGACCCUCCUCCUGCUGCUCGCGGGGGCCCUGGCCCUGACCGAGACCCGGGCGGGCUCCCACUCCCUGAGGUAUUUCGACACCGGCAUGUCCCGGCCCGGCCUGGGGGAGCCCCGCUUCAUCGAAGUCGGCUACGUGGACGACACGCAGUUCGUGCGCUUCGACAGCGAUGCCAAGAACCCGAGGAUGGAGCCGCGGGCGCCGUGGAUGCAGCAGGUGGAACCGGAGUACUGGGACUGGAACACUCGGAACGCCAAGAACAACGCACUAAUUAACCGCAUGAAUCUGAAUAUCCUGCGCGGCUACUACAACCAGAGCGAGGCCGGUUCUCACACCAUCCAGUACAUGUACGGCUGCGAGAUCGGGGAGGACGGGCGCCUCCUCCACGGGUACAGGCAGUUCGCCUACGAUGGCACCGACUACAUCGUCCUGAAUGAGGACCAGCACUCCUGGACCGCGGCCAACACGGCGGCUCAGAUCAGCAAGCGCAAGUGGGAGGCUGAGGAUCUGGCUGACCGCCACAGGGCCUACCUGGAGCUGGAGUGCGUGGGGUGGCUGCACAGAUACCUGGAGAUGGGUCAGGAGACGCUGCAGCGCACAGACCCACCCACAGCACACAUAACCCACCACCCAGUCUCUGACCAGAAGGUCACCCUGAGGUGCUGGGCCCUCAAGUUCUACCCCAAGGACAUCGCACUCACCUGGCAGCGAGAUGGGGAGGACCUGACCCAGGACACUGAACUGGUGGAGACCAGGCCUUCAGGGGAUGGAACCUUCCAGAAGUGGGCAGCUGUGCUGGUGCCUGCUGGAGAGGAGCAGAGUUACACGUGCCAUGUGCAACAUGAGGGGCUGCCUGAGCCUCUCACCCUGAGAUGGGAGCCUCCUCAGCCCACUGUGCCCAUGUGGGGAGUCAUCGCUGGCCUGGUCCUCCUGGCAGCUGUGCUCACUGGAGCUGUGGUCGCGGCUGUGAUGAUGAAAAGGAAGCGCUCAGGUGGGAAAGGAGGGAGCUACACUAAGGCUGCAGUGACCUAAAUUUGUCACCUUGUUUCUGUAGCAUGAGACAACUGCCUUGUUUGGAACUGGACUAUGCAAGACUUGGUCAAGUCCCCAUCUUGAUGUCUUCAAAAUGCUCCAUCCUCUCCUGCAAUGGCAUCUGGGUUUGUUCCUGUGGGCACAGUGUGAGGUGGGAGCCUGGCCCUCCCAGCCCAGCAUGGACACCUCCUUCCCUGUCUCAAAUCAGGUGCAUCUGCUGCAGCUUCAUCCUUCCCUGUGCAGAUCUGAACAGCAAAUCAUUUCUUUUUUCCAGUUCUUGUCUGGGGGAUUGGUGAGAAAAUUGAGAGGAAAUUCUAAAACUUGACAGAGAAAAUAAACAGAAAACCUGAAAACCUUUCACAA
Molecule: messenger RNA, 1470 nt
Organism: Ochotona princeps (American pika)
Lineage: Eukaryota; Metazoa; Chordata; Mammalia; Lagomorpha; Ochotonidae
Product: patr class I histocompatibility antigen, A-2 alpha chain-like
Exons: 7
Coding region: 67-1107 (346 amino acids)
Biological process (GO): immune response; positive regulation of T cell mediated cytotoxicity; antigen processing and presentation of endogenous peptide antigen via MHC class I via ER pathway, TAP-independent
Cellular component (GO): external side of plasma membrane
Molecular function (GO): signaling receptor binding; peptide antigen binding
Source: RefSeq, a predicted model, not a curated record